Messenger RNA from Priceomyces carsonii, 3846 nucleotides. Its product is annotated as RSC chromatin remodeling complex ATPase subunit. The transcript has a single exon. Gene Ontology annotation, molecular function: histone binding; ATP binding; ATP-dependent chromatin remodeler activity. Gene Ontology annotation, biological process: positive regulation of transcription by RNA polymerase II. NCBI's taxonomy places the organism in Eukaryota, Fungi, Ascomycota, Pichiomycetes, Serinales, Debaryomycetaceae. Gene Ontology annotation, cellular component: nucleus. The coding region runs from base 1 to 3846 and encodes 1281 amino acids. The record is from RefSeq and is a predicted model, not a curated record.
AUGAAUGGCGCAUCUCUUACAACAAAUUACAACACCAACGGUACAAACGAGGUACAUGGUGACCAAUACGGUGACGUGCUGAGUAAUUCUUUUCACGAAGAAUUCACUGAGGUGUCUUUUCCUGGAACUAAGGAACAGUUGAAUAAUUUAAUUUCUCGUUAUCAACACUUAAUGAAGAUUUCGAAGGAGUAUCGGGAAAAGCAAGACCAAAGAACGAACUACAUCGACGGAAGGGAUGGUAAAAAUACGGAUUCUAUACGCUCUCCCCAAUACGAUGCAGUCAAGAGUAUCACUAAAGACCCAACUGAGACGGAAAGACGGGCCAUAGAAGAAGUGUUUUAUAAAAUUACUCAAUCACAUCAAAGUUUUUUGAAGGAAGAGGAAGACUUCUAUAAAACUUUACACUUGCUGUCACCAGAAAAUCAAGAGUCAUUUGACUGUGAUCUUUUGGCUAAACAGGUUGUCGGAUUACAACUAUUAUCGAAAGAUAUAGAUUUACCAGAAUACUUGCAGACACAGUAUGAAUCGUUAGAAAGUAAUGCAAUGAGUGAUCCAGAGACUGACAAAGAAGAAUUGAGAACUCUUUUGUUUUCUAAAUGUGAUAAGUACGAUUUUAUGGAGAGAGCGAAAUCUUUAGGAGUAAAGUUGUCACCUUCUGUGGGCUCUACAGAUCCAAUGCAUGCUUUACUAGGAAAUUACUAUACUGAGCAAAUGAUAUCAUCAAAAAUAGCGAACCGCUUAAAAGAGUUAGAGAGCUUACCCGUUAACAUAGGGUCGCUUGAUACUGAUCAAUUAUUGAAAGCACCCACUGACCUUGAUGGACUUAAAAUUAAUUCAUUAAUAGAGCUUAAGUCAUUGCGUUUGUUAGCUAAACAGAAGCAAUUAAAGAAGACAUUAGUUGUCAGUGAUGCUAAUAGCCCUCCUGUCUCUAUUGAUGUUAAUGGCAUUGCCCUUUCCUCACAAUCAAGGAGAUCUACGUAUGUGAGACCAAAAAUUUCCCAGCCAAAUCCUCAGCUAUUAGCCCUACAGCUUGAGGAGAAAAGGAAAUUGGAAGCGAAAAGAAAAGAACAUGCACUUCACGUUGAAAAAGUCCGCCAAAUCUUGGAGAGUUCCAUUUCUAUCUUCAAUGACAAGAUAAAUCGACAAAACAAGAGGAAUGCUAUUGUGAAAUCAAUCAAUAAUUUCCACGCAGUUACCGAAAAAGACGAAUCUAAGAAAUAUGAGAAGACAGCCAGACAACGUUUGCAAGCAUUAAAAGCAAAUGAUGAAGAAGCAUAUAUUAAGUUAUUAGAUGAAACAAAAGAUUAUAGAAUUACGCACUUGUUAAGACAGACAAACCAAUUUUUGGAUUCCUUGGCUCAACAGGUUAAAGCUCAACAGGUAGAACAAGGUGCGGAGGUUGAGGAGAACGUGAAAGAAGAUAACGUCGACGAGUUGAGAGAAAAGAUUGACUACUACCAGGUCGCACAUCGUGUCCAAGAAGAAGUUAAAGAGCAACCGAAGAUUUUAGUAGGUGGCCAAUUGAAAGAAUAUCAAAUAAAGGGAUUACAGUGGAUGGUGUCCUUAUAUAAUAACAAGUUAAAUGGUAUUUUGGCUGAUGAAAUGGGACUUGGUAAAACCAUUCAAUCAAUUUCCUUAGUCACUUAUUUGAUUGAAAAGAAACACGAGGACAAGUUUUUGAUUAUUGUGCCUUUAUCCACAAUAACUAAUUGGACAUUAGAAUUCGAAAAAUGGGCACCUUCUGUGAGAACGAUAGUUUACAAGGGCUCUCCCCAGCAACGUAAGUCGUUACAAUACGACAUCAGGGCUGGAAACUUUCAAGUGGUUUUGACGACGUACGAAUAUGUGAUCAGAGAAAGAAACUUGCUCGCAAAGUUCAGUUAUUCACAUUUGAUUAUUGACGAAGGUCAUAGGUUAAAAAAUGCAAAUUCUAAGCUAUCAAUUACUUUAAAAAGCUAUUACAGAGCAAAGAAUAGAUUAAUUUUAACAGGUACCCCAUUACAGAAUAAUUUGCCUGAGUUAUGGGCCUUGUUAAAUUUUGUAUUACCUAGAAUUUUCAAUUCCGUUAAAUCGUUCGACGAAUGGUUUAAUACGCCUUUUGCAAAUACUGGGUCGCAAGAAAAAAUAGAAUUAACAGAAGAAGAGUCACUUUUGGUUAUCAGAAGACUACACAAGGUGUUACGUCCGUUUUUGCUUCGAAGAUUGAAGAAAGAUGUCGAGAAAGAUUUGCCUGAUAAAGUUGAAAAAGUUCUUAAAUGUAACUUGUCAGGCUUGCAGUAUAUAUUAUAUCAGCAAAUGUUGAAACACAACGCACUUUUUGUUGGUGCCGAAGUAGGGAGUACUAAGUCUGGUAUUAAAGGAUUAAAUAAUAAGAUAAUGCAAUUAAGAAAAAUUUGCAACCAUCCUUUCGUGUUUGAGGAAGUAGAAGACGUUCUCAAUCCAUCAAGACUUACUAAUGACUAUAUCUGGCGUGUGAGUGGUAAGUUUGAGUUAUUAGAUAGGGUUUUACCGAAAUUUAAGGCAAGUGGACAUAGGGUAUUAAUGUUCUUCCAGAUGACUCAAGUCAUGGAUAUAAUGGAAGAUUUUUUGAGAUGGCGAGAUAUGAAAUACAUGAGAUUAGAUGGUAGUACGAAAGCCGAAGACAGGCAAGACAUGUUGAAGGAUUUCAAUGCACCCAAUUCUGAUUAUUUUUGUUUCCUUUUAUCUACAAGAGCAGGAGGUUUGGGAUUGAAUUUACAAACUGCAGAUACGGUAAUUAUUUUUGACACUGAUUGGAAUCCACAUCAAGAUUUACAAGCCCAAGACAGAGCCCACAGAAUUGGACAAAAGAACGAGGUUAGAAUUUUGAGAUUAAUUUCAAAUGAUUCGGUUGAAGAAGUAAUUUUGGAGAGAGCACACCAGAAGUUAGAUAUAGAUGGCAAAGUUAUACAAGCUGGUAAGUUUGACAAUAAGUCAACUGCUGAGGAGCAAGAAGAAUUCUUGAAAAGAUUGUUAGAAGCAGAAGCUGGAAGAGACGACAAUGAAGAGAACUCCAAUUUAGAUGAUGAGGAGUUGAAUGAUAUUCUUGCUAGGUCUGAAGAGGAAAGAAAAUUAUUUACAGAGAUCGACAACGAAAGAAUCUUACAUGACAAAAUGGUAGCGAGAAAAGGAGGAUACAAGACAAGAUUGAUCGAGGAAAACGAAUUGCCAAGCGUUUUCACAGAAGAUAUUUCUCAUCAUUUUGAGAAGGAUGUCAAAGAGCUAGCACGCAAGAGGGAAAAGAAAAAAGUGAAGUAUGAUGAUGGUUUGACUGAAGAGCAGUGGUUAGCAGCCAUGGACGACGAUGAAGAUACUGUCGAAGAUGCUAUCAGACGAAAGGAGGAUCGAUCAGCUAAGAGAAGAAAGCGGCUCUUCAAAGAGGAUACCGAAGAGGCUGAGGAUAGUUCAGAGAAAGAGGUCCUGCGCCCAAAAAGAGCCCGUCGAUCUCAGACUCCACAGUUAGACGGUUACAACGAAGAUGAAGAGGUGUACAAUGGUGGGGACAGCCUCACUGACAAAUGCGAAUCUCUUAUCGACGACAUUUGCAGCUUGACCGCCGAGUCUGAUGGCCACAAUGUAGCAGAAAUUUUCAUGACACUACCUUCGAGGAAAUUAUACCCCGACUACUAUCAAGUUAUAAAGCAACCAGUUUCGAUUAAUCAGGCGAAAAAAAAUAUUAAACAAGAGAAGUUUGAUUCUUUUGAAGCUUUCGUUGAUGAGCUUAAAUUAAUGUGCUCAAAUGCCAAGGCAUACAAUGAAGAGGGAUCGUGGGUUUACGAAGAUGCUGAAACUAUUGAAAAAUUUCUCAAUAACAAACUUGAAAAGUAA